AUGGAUAGCAGGAAACUGUCCCCCCAGGGGAAGAAGCUGGAGUCGCACCUCUCCCAAGAGCACAGGCGGUCCCCACUGGGCCUGACAGCAGCCUGGGGCCAGCCCGGUAUGCAGAGCAGCGCUCAGCAGGGACUGCAGACUCAGGACUGGGUGUGCGAGCCGCCGGAGCGCAGGCGCCCGGGCCGCCACUGGAGCGUCAGCAUCGACGAGCGCCGGCGGCGGGCCAUGCUGGGCGGCCGGGAGAGGCCGGGCGCCGCCGGGGCCCCGCUACACUGCAGGGACAUCGUGCAGAUGGUAGCCCAGCUGGUGUCGGAGGACGUGGACAAGGACGUGCUCUUUCCCCACCCGCUGAGGUCCACCGAGUCCACCAACGCCUUCCAGGCCUUCCUGGCGCGGAGUGCGCCUUUCUGGCAUAAUGCGACUUUCGAGGCCUCGAGGUCACCCCCUUCCUAAGAGCCCGACUCAGCCCAUUGUCUUCCAGUGCCUUUCCUUGGGGGCCCAGGGUGGGGGCAGCCUCUGCGCCUUCUUUGUGCCCCACCAGGGGGUCACCACCCACCCAUGAUAGGAAAACAGGCCAGGCAGGACCUGGCUCCGGACAGCCUGCAACUCCUGAGGACUUGGAGACCGGGCUAGGGGCUAUGGGAGGCCAUCUAGGGGAGGGGAACACUGCCCCGGGUGAGUCUGAGAGGGCCCUGGCAAGGCCUGGGUAGCAGGAACUUGCCCUCGGGGCUGCUGGGAGGAGGCCUCGGGGUACCUGGGCCUGCCUGAGGUGCACUGGUGUCCUGGGAGGCCCCAGUGGCAGGCGCUGCCUGGAGAUUCAGCUCAUUUGCUGGCCUGCUCCGGGGAACUGGGUACCUGCCUGCACUAGGCUGUGAGAUGGGCCAGGCAGAGUUCUCCAGGGGGCGGGGUCUCACAUUGGGUCCUGCCUCUGAAGACCCAGAAGGGCACACGGGACCCCAGGGGUGCUGUGGUGGGGAGCCGCAAGCCCAGGGACCCAAUGCGGUGCCCAGCACAGAGGGAGGCUGUCUGGAGGCAGAGAUGCCUCCUGGCCUCUGGACAGCGAUGCUGGUGGUGGACGAGAUCCAAGAGGGUAGCCUGCGCAGGGGGUCUGAGCAACUGUGAGGAGCUGGCUGCAGCAGGGGCCUGUGGGCCAUGGUCCACUGGGUGACUGCCUCGUUUCCAGGCUGCAGGGCUCUCGGAAGGGUGCUGAGCCGGGGUAACAUGUCCCAGCUGCAUUUUGGGGACACUAAGUUGCAGGGGGGCUGGAUUGGGAGGCGGGGCUGGAGGGCUGUGAGCAUGCGUUCCCAGCCCGGGGUGGGUGGGGGUGGGGAAAAGGCCCUGGACUCCGUGACUGACUGUUAGGGUCCUGACUGGGUUUCUGUGGAGGUGGCUAGGUGAACGAGGCUUUGGUGGUGAUCACUCCUGGGCCCCGGGUGAGGGCAGGAGCUGGAUCUGUGCGGUGGCCUGGACCACCAGGCACACUGCAUGCUGGCUGUGCUGCCCGCCUGGCCUCUACCCCUCCCCUUCCCGCUGCUGAGAAGCCACCUGACUGCACUGCCAGCCAUCUGCUGCCCUGACACUGGAUCCCUGGCCCGAGUUGAAUCCUCUGCACCUGCCUGUCUCCCCUUCUUACUGUAAGACUCAGUGAAGUUCUCUCCUCCUUCAGGAAGCCUUCCAAGAUUACACAGCCAGGUGCCCCCUUUCUCUCCCAAGUCCUCUGAAUGUCUUUGGUGCACCCUAGGGAUCCUCUGCAUUUCUCAGGAGCCCUAGGGUAGGUGGAUGGAGGGCAGAUCUUCCAGGGGCUAGGGCAGGUGUCCUUAAGGGUGUGGGGAGUUUUGGGCAGGGCACUGGGGCCAUCAUGACCCACCUCCUCUGAGGCCCCUGAUGAUGAUGUGGGGAAUGGGAUCCUAUGGGCCCAGCUCCAUGCCAGGCAGGCAUCCCCAGGUGUAAACAGGGCAGAGUGGAGCUGACAGGUGAGCAGUUGCCAUGGGGGUGACGAGCUGGGCAGUCCUCUGUUGCUGAGUGGUUUUAAAGGACCACUCGUUGUUCUGGCACUUGGGGGCUGGCUGGGCUCAUCCCACCAGCUCUCCUGCUCUGGUUGUUAUGACUGUGACUUGGGGGUUGGCUGGGCUCAUCCUGCCAGCUCUCCUGCCCUUGUUUGAGUGUCUCCUGAGGCUGCAGUCAGAGUGUGGUGGUCCAGGACGCUGGUGAUGCUGGGAUGGUUGCCCUCUCUGCUCCAUGAGGUCUCCCUACAGAGCACCUCCCCCAUGAUGGCAGCAGAGACAAAACCCUGGCCUGCUUCAGGCUGAGGCCCAGAGCCAGUCUCCUGGUGGGUAAGGUGGCCACAGGGCCAGCUGGCAGCAGGGUAUUGGCACUGAGAGGCACAGGCCUCUCCAACAGAGGUGGUGCCGGGACGGGGCAGUGCCUGGAGACCGCUUAGGUUGUCACAACUGGGAUUUGUGUACUAGUUUUCUGUAGCUGCCAUAAAAAUUGCCACAAAUUCAGUAGGUUUGGUUUGUUUUUCUUUUUUUUUUUUUUUUUUUUUUUUUGGUGGUUGGGGCGGAGGCGGGGUGGGCU
Molecule: messenger RNA, 2577 nt
Organism: Pongo pygmaeus (Bornean orangutan)
Lineage: Eukaryota; Metazoa; Chordata; Mammalia; Primates; Hominidae
Gene: TEX22
Product: testis expressed 22
Exons: 3
Coding region: 1-453 (150 amino acids)
Source: RefSeq, a predicted model, not a curated record